Molecule: messenger RNA, 2028 nt
Organism: Syngnathus acus (greater pipefish)
Lineage: Eukaryota; Metazoa; Chordata; Actinopteri; Syngnathiformes; Syngnathidae
Gene: spast
Product: spastin
Exons: 16
Coding region: 273-1682 (469 amino acids)
Cellular component (GO): microtubule cytoskeleton
Molecular function (GO): ATP hydrolysis activity; ATP binding
Source: RefSeq, a predicted model, not a curated record
GGCGGGGCUUGAAUGCGAAGGCGGAAGUUUAGUGAUCGCUUUCGGAAAUCAAUACCGUACGUCCAAACUGUAUCAUAGACCACUAUGAACAAGAAUACAGUACUAUUUUCGGUAUAAUCUUCCGAUGAGUUAAACUAUCGUAAAUAUAUUGAUGCCGACUUAUUUUAAACUCCAGAUGACGUAUCGAUCUGACUACAAUGGUUUAGCCUAACUUCACCGCAUGGUGCUAAAUAAUAUGCUAAAGUCUGAGCUGUAGAUUUACAAAAGGAGUGAUGUCGGUAAAAACAAAUGCGAGUAAAGGCAGAGAUACUGGCGAAGUGGUUAAAAACCAUCAUAAGCAAGCGUUUGAGUAUAUAUCCAAAGCACUGAGGAUCGACGAAGAUGAUACAGGAGAGAAGGAGGAGGCUCUACAGUGGUACAAGAGGGGAAUUGUUGAGCUCGAAAGCGGCAUCGCGGUGACGAUCACGGGACAAGGGGAGCAGUAUGAGCGGGCCAAAAGACUUCAGGAUAAAAUGAUCACCAACCUCACCAUGGCUAAAGACAGACUUGCUCUUUUAGAGAGCACAUUGGCUUCCAAAGGGAGGAUUCAACCCCAGAAUGCUUCAGAAAAUGUUCCAAAACAAACAAAACCUAAAAGUCAGCCUGCGGUCCAAGGGGGGUCCAAAAACUCCAGGCCCUCCACAGCAGGAAGACCACCUUAUAGAGCCCCCGAUUUAAAGGUAACACCACAAGUGGGUAGACAUUCAAAGCAGCCCCAAAAGAAGCAGCUGAAAAAUUUCAAGAAUGUGGACAGCAAACUGGCAAACAUGAUCCUGAAUGAAAUUGUAGACACUGGGGCAUCUGUAACUUUUAAUGAUAUUGCUGGCCAGGAUCUGGCCAAACAAGCACUCCAGGAAAUUGUCAUUCUUCCUGCCUUAAGACCGGAGCUCUUCACUGGGUUGAGAGCUCCUGCACGAGGUUUGCUCUUAUUCGGCCCACCAGGAAAUGGGAAAACUAUGCUGGCAAAAGCAGUUGCGGCAGAGUCAAACAGCACAUUCUUCAACAUGAGUGCAGCCAGUUUGACGUCAAAAUACGUGGGAGAGAGUGAGAAGCUUGUCCGAGCAUUGUUUUCUGCUGCCAGGGAGUUACAACCCUCUGUCAUCUUCAUUGAUGAAGUGGACAGUUUGCUCCGUGAGAGGCGGGAAGGAGAGCAGGAGUUCUCACGUCGUCUAAAAACAGAGUUCCUCAUUGAAUUUGAUGGGGUGCAGUCUGGAGGAGAUGACAGGGUGCUUGUCAUGGGAGCCACCAACAGACCUCAGGAACUAGAUGAAGCAGUGUUAAGGCGCUUUGCAAAAAGAAUCUACGUGGCAUUGCCUGAUGAGAAGACGAGAGUCACACUUCUGCAACAUCUUUUAGCAAAGCAUGGGAGUCCACUGAGCAAUAAUGAGUUGUGCUGGCUUGCAAAAGCAACUGCAGGGUAUUCUGGAAGUGAUCUGACAUCCUUGGCUAAAGAUGCUGCACUGGGGCCAAUCAGAGAAUUGGGACCAGACCAAGUUCGUCACAUGGCUGCUAGUCAGAUGCGCAACAUCAAGAUAAAAGACUUUGAGGAUUCCCUGAAGCGCAUCAAGCCCAGUGUUAGCCCAGCAACUCUCAAUAUGUACAACAAAUGGAACAAGGACUUUGGUGACACAACUGCAUUUUGAAUUUGAUUCAUUUGCGUUUCAAAAUAAUGUAACAUUAAUAAAUAAUGUGGAUAAAUACUAACAACAGAGAUCGUUUGGCAAACCUAUGCUUGUACUAUACUUAUUUGAUUUGGAGUACAAAUUUGCAUUUCUUGUAAUACAAGGAAAAUGUGUCUGACAUUUUCUAUGACUUUCAAUAUAUUGUUAUACUAAGAAACUGUUCUUGUAUUUUAUUUUCAAGAACGUUCUAUUUUUGACCUUCCACAAGAGGGCAGCACACUGAUGUAAGUCUGAAUCGCUCUGUACCAGAAUGUUAUUUUGUGUAAAAAUUAUUUUUUUUCCGAAGGAAUAAAAUAGGACUGAAAUC